GAAAUGUCCAUUAGAGAGUUUGCUCACUGAGCUGUUCUCCAGCAGCACUAAUAUGCCCAGCUACACGGUGACUGUUGCUACAGGUUCUCAGUGGUUUGCUGGAACAGAUGACUACAUUUACUUGACCCUUGUGGGAUCUGAAGUAUGCAGUGAGAGAACCCUUUUGGAUAAACCCCUCUAUAAUGACUUCGAAAGAGGAGCGGUGGACUCAUAUGACAUCAAUGUGGGUGAGGACCUGGGUGAAAUUCAGCUAAUAAAAAUUGAAAAGAAGAAAUACUGGAUACACGAUGAUUGGUACUGCAAAUACAUCACGGUAAAGACACCCUAUGGAGAUCACAUCGAGUUCCCUUGCUUUCGCUGGCUAGUUGAUGACAAGGAGGUGAUCCUCAGAGAUGGCCGGGCUCGAUUGCCGCAGCAUGACAAGACUGGGAUGGCAAAACAGCACAGGCGCAAAGAGCUAGAACAGAGACAAAAGACAUACAGAUGGAAGGAAUGGCACCCUGGCUUCCCGAUGAGCAUAGAUGCCAAAGCCCAUAGUGAGCUGCCACGGGACAUUCAGUUUGACAGCGAGAAAGGAGUGGAUUUUGUGCUCAACUACAGCAAAGCGAUAGAGAACCUGUACGUAAACCAGUUCAUGCACAUGUUCCAGUCCUCUUGGGGUGACUUUGCAGAUUUUGAGCGAAUAUUUAUGAGAAUUAAGAACACAAUAUCAGAGUAUGUGAUGCAGCAUUGGAAAGAAGACUUCAUGUUUGGUUACCAGUUCUUGAAUGGCUGCAAUCCUGUCAUCAUCAGGAAAUGUACAGAGAUACCAGACAAGUUUCCAGUCACGCAUAAACUUGUGGAUUACAGCCUGGAGAGAGGUCUCACUCUGGAGGAGGAGCUCAAGGCAGGAAACAUCUUCAUUGCUGACUUUGAGGUAUUAGAUGGGGUAACGCCCAAUGCUACGGACCCAUGCACACUCCAGUACUUGGCUGCACCCAUCUGUCUGCUGUACAAGAACAUUCAGAACAAAAUCAUGCCAAUCGCCAUUCAGCUGGGUCAAACACCAGGGGAGGAGAACCCUAUCUUCCUCCCAAGUGAUGAUCAGUAUGACUGGUUGCUGGCCAAGAUUUGGGUGAGAUCUGCAGACUUUCACGUGCACCAGACUGUCACACAUCUUCUUAAGACACAUCUGAUAUCUGAGGUCUUUGGCAUAGCCAUGUUCAGACAACUGCCUGCAGUUCAUCCUGUUUUUAAGUUGCUGAUACCUCACAUCCGUUUUACCAUUGCCAUUAACACCAAGGCCCGUGAGCAACUCAUCUGUGAGUGUGGACUCUUUGACAAGGCUAAUGGUACCGGUGGAGGUGGCCAUGUAGAGCUGGUCCAGAGGUCCAUGAAGACCUUCACCUACAAGUCCCUUUGUUUCCCAGAGGCCAUUAAAGCCAGAGGAAUGGACAACCAGGAGGAGCUGCCUUACUACUUUUACAGAGAUGAUGGCAACAGAGUCUGGGAGGCUGUGAAAAAUUUUGUGACUGAAGUAGUGGAUGUCUACUAUGACAAGGAUGAGACCGUUCAGGCGGAUGAAGAGAUCCAGGCAUUUGUUAAAGAUGUUUGCAGCUUUGGAAUGCAGGAUUUUGACUAUUGUGAGUUUCCCAAGGCAUUACAAACCAAAGAGCAGCUAGUGGAGUAUCUAACUAUCAUUAUCUACACUGCUUCUGCACAACACGCUGCAGUAAACUUUGGUCAGUUUGACUGGUGUUCAUGGAUUCCCAAUUCCCCCCCAACAAUGCGGAAGCCUCCACCUACAAAGAAGGGUUUGGUGGAUAUGAAGUAUAUAGUGGAAAGUCUGCCCGAUCGGGGACGAUCCUGCUGGCAUCUUGGAGCUGUGUGGGCCCUCAGUCAGUUUCAGGAAAAUGAGUUGUUCUUAGGUAUGUAUCCUGAUGAGCACUUCAUCGAUAAACCUGUGAAAGAGGCCAUGGUGAAAUUUAGAAAGGAACUUGCAGAAGUAACCAAAGUCAUCAAGACCCGAAAUGAUGGAAAAAAGCUGCCAUACUAUUAUCUGUCUCCAGACAAAAUCCCAAACAGUGUGGCAGUCUGAUUUUACAGUAACAGGUGACCAGAAGUGCUAUGCCACAUGCAGGAGUGUUUAAUGGGUUAAAGUUGAUUUGUUUAUUUUUUCUUUGUUAAAAUUCUUUCUCAUAUCCCAGCUUAAUAUGAAGAGACAACUAGAAGUAAGCCAUUUGUAGGUUAAUUUAGUUGAAAAGUGUGUGAUGUAUACUGUGUGAUAUUGCGCUAACAAAACGUUGCUGUGUUUGUUUGUGUGCCCUGUCUAGUCAGACAUAGCAAAACUGUCUCAAACAAUGGCAUGUGUUUGGGGUGAAACUAGCUGUUUGUCAGGCCAAUGGUGUUCAUGAAAUCUGUUUGACAAUGGUCAUUAUUUUGCAGUUCCGUUAUACGCUAGUGGUGCAGAAUGACCCCUCUUGAACUGGAAGAAUUGAAAAAGGAAGCAGUUUCAUAUAUCAAGGUAGCCUAUGUGUCCAGUUAGAGGAAUUUCAUAAUUCUGUGAUUUUGUGAGUAUUAAUUAGGAAAUCAUACAGAAAAUAUGUAAAAAUAAGGUUUGAAAUGAUGUUGUAGCCAAAACAUUUUUUAUGCCUGCUUAUUAUCUUGAUUGUAUUUUUUUUUUACAUUUAUUUUACCCAAAUGUCAAAUAAACUGAUUAAUUAUGCAUUUUUCAGCA
This is a messenger RNA of Myxocyprinus asiaticus (Chinese sucker), 2716 nucleotides long. Its product is annotated as polyunsaturated fatty acid 5-lipoxygenase-like. Bases 53 to 2077 code for a protein of 674 amino acids. Gene Ontology annotation, molecular function: arachidonate 5-lipoxygenase activity; iron ion binding; protein binding. Gene Ontology annotation, cellular component: nuclear envelope. Gene Ontology annotation, biological process: lipid oxidation; linoleic acid metabolic process. The record is from RefSeq and is a predicted model, not a curated record. The transcript is spliced from 14 exons. Lineage: Eukaryota; Metazoa; Chordata; Actinopteri; Cypriniformes; Catostomidae.